This is a messenger RNA of Dunckerocampus dactyliophorus (ringed pipefish), 6657 nucleotides long. RefSeq names its product LRAT domain containing 2a (gene lratd2a). The coding region runs from base 375 to 1214 and encodes 279 amino acids. Lineage: Eukaryota; Metazoa; Chordata; Actinopteri; Syngnathiformes; Syngnathidae. The record is from RefSeq and is a predicted model, not a curated record. The transcript has a single exon.
CUGGAUCACCAUGGGGGUUGCGCGGCGGAGCUUGAUGAGCCUCAAAGCCGGGACUUGCACCGCCUCGCCAGGGAAGCCAACUUGACAAAAGACCGUCGACAAGUCGUGACGGGACUGACUCGUGGCGACAAAUGUUGAUUUGUUUACUGUCUUCGAAGCAGCAGUAGGCGGGAAGGAGCGUUCAGGUGAGCGGAAGAAAGGAGUUGGGAAGGUGGGGCUUGGAGGCUCCUCCUUGUUAUUUGUUCACUUGUUGAUGCAACAGCUAUCGGUCAUUGUGCGUAAUUUGGAUCCUCUGGAGGGGAGUUACGAUCAAAUGUAUCCAAUGGCGCCGAUGCUUGACUCCCGGUGACACUCGUGGACCUCCCGCUGCCCGCAUGGGGAAUCAGGUGGAGCGGCUGUCGCAUUUAACUUACGCAGAAGUUCCCACCGCAGAUCCGCACGGCGUGGACCGAGAGGAGGGGCCUCGUAUCGGUGUUUCCUACAUUUUCUCCGGCGAUGAGGACGCCGACGAGCCCGAGGAAAGCGGCGCCCACGACGGCACCCAGCGAGACCCGGACCCCGAUGCGGAGGAAGAGCAGCUGAAGGCGGGCGAGGAGGUGGAGUGCGCUGUCUACCGAUUGGAUGAGUGCCUGUACGACAAGAGCCGAAAGUCGGCCAGCCUGGAGCUGUACUCCCCGGAGAACCUGCUCAACAAGUGCCUCCCCGGAGACCUGGUGGAGUUCGUCGCCAGCGACCAGUACCCCCACUGGGCGGUGUACGUGGGCGACUUUCAGGUAGUCCACCUGCACCGAGCCGAAGUGAAGAGCUCCUUCCUGACGGACGCCAGCCGAGGCAGGCGCUGCCGCGUCGUCAACGACCUGUACAAAUUCAAAGCCCGAAGCCCGGAGGCAGUGGUACGGAGCGCCGUGGAGCAGGUGGGCCUCAAGGACCGGCAGCUCACCUGGAGGAACUCCGAGAGCUUCGCCGCCUGGUGCCGCUUCGGCCGCAGGGAGUUCAAGAUGGGCGGCGAGCUGCGCAUCGGCAGGCAGCCGUACACACUGCAUGUCCUGCUGGGCGACAAACACUCGCACGCCUUGGAGUUCCAGAGCCUGGAGGACGUCAUCAUGGAGAAGAGACGCGGCGACCAGCUGGGAAGAACCGCUCUGCUGCGGGAGCUGGCUUCACACUUGAGCAGCGUGCAUGACACCAGAACACUGGUGAACACUGACCACUGAUUCCGACUUCUGAUACCGACCUGUGAUGUGAUACCAACCGCUGAUACGGACCAUUGACCUCUGAUACUGACCACUGAUACCGACCGCUGACCUGACACCGACUUGUGAUGUGAUACCGACCAAUACUGACAACUGAUAUUUACCUGUGAUGUGAUAUGGACCACUGACACAGACAACUGACCUGAUACCGACUUGUGAUGUGAUACUGACCAAUACUGACCACUGAUAUCGACCUGUGAUGUCAUACCAACCACUGAUACGGAUCACUGACUGUUGAUCUCUGAUAUCAACGUGAUACCGGCCACAGAUGGUCACUGUCACGUUAACUUUGACGUCUUCUUUUAUUGCCUUAAUAAGUUUCGGGGAGAAAAAGUACUUUAAAGUGUGGGACCUUGUUGCUGGCAAAAUGAACGUCAAACAUUGUUGUCAGAUUUGUCCACACAAAUGUUUGAUAUGUUCCAUCUAUCCAUCUUCUACCGCUUAUCCGAGGUGGGGUCGCGGGGGCAGCAGCCUAAGCAGGGAAGCCCACACUUCCCUUUCUGGCGUUCCCAGGCCAGUUGAGAGACAUCGUCUCCCCAACGUGUCUUGGGUCUUCCCCGAGGUCUCCUUCUGGUCGGACAUGGCCUGAACACCUCCCCAGGGAGGCAUCCUUACCAGAUGCCUGAGCCACCUCAUCUGGCUACUUUCAAUGCGGUUCUACUCCGAGCUUCUCCCGUUGAAAAAGCAAUAAAAUGAAGUUAACGUUUGUCUUUCAGUGCAAUUGUGUGGAGAAGUCUGUCAUAGAAACAUGUAAGGAAAAUCAACUUUUGCAAUUUUCUAUGUGAGAAAGUCAAAUAGUGAUUUUGAAUCUGCCAGGGUGCUGGAAAAGUUUGAAAAAGUGCUUGAGUGUUUCAAGCAGAUGUGGAAGUGACAUGGACCUCCUGUUAGUCUGAUGUGAUCAACACAGAAUAAUCAAUUGGUUGAAUCGUCAUUUCACGAUAGAUGCUGGAGAAGCCUGGAAAUCGGGCUUAGAAGUGCUUGAAUGUUGGAUAAAGUGCUUGAAAAGCGCUUCCAAUGGUUACUAAGUGGCUCAACUUGACAUAUUUUGAAAGCUAACACUGCUGUUACCAAAUUGUGCUUGUUUUGUAGCAUAACACCUCCUCUUUGAAUGUGGUACAGUCAAAUGAUUGCUCUGAGCUUGCAUUUAUUCACAUGACCUGUAAUUCUAUGCUGGACAAGUGAUGGCGAAAAGUGCUGGAUGUUUUUCCCAGACAAGGUUGUAUGCUACUGGACAAGAGAUGCAUUGUGGUUUUGCCGUGCUAACUUGUUUGGAGCGUCAUAUUUAAAGUCAGUAGUCUUGAUGAGCGGUACAUCAUUUGUAAUGUAACAGCUGCAAGACGGUGGAAAAGCUUUGGAACUGCUUGGGAAAGAAAGCUUAAAGCUCCAAUCAUCUCCCAUGCCUGGAGGUAGGCCUGAGCGACUGUGGAUGAAUGAAUUGUGGCGGUGUGUGUUUUUGCACGACUGACAUGCACACACUGCAGGGUGUUGAUAAGGACGUUUGUCAUCCUUUGUGCCCACAAGUUGUAGUACAAUGUUUAAAAUGAAGUCUUUUUGUUGUUGUUACGUUUGUGUAAUCAUGUUUUUUUUUGUUAUAAAGCUUCUCAAUCACUGAUGGGAGUAGUGUUGUUUUGUUUUUUGUAGGUGGGGUCCUCACUGAUGAGUGACUGAAAAGUAAUAUCACUUGAUGAAGAAUCUUUUUAAAAAUUAUUUCUAUGACAGAAAAACUUGAAUUGAAGCUCUGCAACAUUUUUUAUAAAUAUAUUUGAACUGUUUUAAAAACGGCCAACAUGUAUGUAUUGUAUCAGAUGUAAACAUUUUUUAGUUGUUCAACUACUUUUAAAAAUCCCUGCAGUGUUAAAUGUCAACUUCAAGCUGUGACUUAACUUUUUUUUUUGUGGCCCUGCUUGACUUUGAAGAGCGUUGCCAUGGUAACCAGUGAUGCCUAAUGGGGCCCACAGAGGACAAAGCACUUUUUUUAUUGUUUGGACUCAUGUGACCACAAUAAUGCGCUUGGUGGAGAAGAACCUCGACCUUGGCGGAGCUGCAAACACACGCUGAGGGAGGGCACGCCGGCUUACAAAAGUGUUGGGACACGCACCGCUUCGGCACUUCUCAUCAAUCAAUUGCUUUACAAUUCAUGUUUGGAGCGUUCACAUCAAAUUAACAUUCAAGAAAAGACCAUUAAAAUUAGUGUCAAAAUAAAGUAGCCCUUUGUUUUUUAAACAAAAUGAUAAAUACAAUACAAAUUAGCAGUACUAUUUCCAUUGUGUUUUUCAUUCUAACGUAAUUAUCACAUUGCUUCUUGAUUGGCUGGCAGAAGUCACAUGGCUGCACUAUUGUGUGUUUUAACGCUUCAGUGGAGUUUGCAUGCUCGUGUUGUGUGUUUAUUUGUAUUGUGUGAUGUUUGGACCCCGAGGUUGACUCGGCACUAGCGUGUCGCUAGCACAUGUUGAUGCUGUGACUCGGAGUUGACGUUAAAGUCCACUUGAAUUGAACCCAGGUCCAAAUAGUGACUAUUAGCCCGAGACCUGUCUAGGAGAGCAGAGCUUGAAUUAAAAAGAACUUUGUGAGUUCUCUGUGACGUUUCUACCAUGCAAACUUUAAUAACAAGAUAGUCCACGGGCAGCGGACCCUCGCCAAGAAAAGUAAUUAAAGUCAUCGACCCGACCCCCCCAACACCCGAAGCUUUUAUUCACAAGCCCCCUGAAUACUUUCACCGCUGCUAUGCUACGUGGCUGCAUGAUUUACUGUUCUCUUCAUCCUUUAAAUUCUUAACUUUAUUGCUUUCCACCUCAUUUUUUCCUAAUUACCUUCAUCUAUGACUUAAAGUCAUUAUGGCCUAAAAGUUAGCUGUGUAUGCUAACAAGCUGGACUAAUGCGCAUGCUAACUAACACUCGUGUAAAUGUUACUUUUUUUACCACCCAUGCUUCUAACCUGCAUGGUUUUCUGUGAACGCAUAAUUUAGUGUUUUACAGUGAAUUUGGAUGUAUUUUGUGACAUGUUUGCUUGUUGUCCAGUGUAUUUUGUUGGUGUAUGUGAACCAGCAAUGCGAUGUUACCGUCAAAUGCCAACUUGCCGCAAUGCAAUGUGUCCUAGCAGGCAAGAUGGCUGCUCCAAUGUUUCUUAAAGUCUAGAACAUAGUUUAAAAAAUCAUUUCAAAUCCACUAAAAUAAACAUUUCCAGCAUUUUAGCCACAUGGGUAAACGUAGACAGGUUUAACUUUGUGUUAGGAUCUGUUUGUUUUUUUUGUGUGUGUGUGUGUGUGUGAGAUAGCUAGCAAUGCUACAUUUCCCUCAAAUGCUUACUUCCCACAAUGCAAUGCGUGCCAGCAGGCAAGAUGGCUGCUCCAUCCAUUCAUCUGUUUUCUAUGCCGCUUCUCCUCAUUAGGGUUGCAGGGGUAUGCUGGAGCCUAUCCCAGCUGACUUUGGCGACAGGCGGGGUACACCCUGGACUGGUCGCCAGCCAAUCACAGGGCACAUACACUGUAUAAACAAACCCAAUGUUUCUUAAAGGCUAGAAAAAAUGACAGUUGAGGAAAAAAAAAGAAAUUAUACUUUAUUAAUCAGGUAAAAUGAAAUUUUUUUUUAGCCACAUCUGUAAAGUUAGAAAGGUUUAACUUUGUGUUAGGACCUGUUUGUUUUGUACCUGAACUACUGUAGCUAGCAAUGCUACGUUGCCCUCAAAUGCUAACUUCCCACAAUGCCUCAAGUGCCAGCAAGCAAGAUGGCUGCCUCCAUGCUUGUAGUUGGCUUGGUUUGUUGUUUUUUCCCCCACAAUUUCCAAUUUCCAUCAGUGCCAGCACUUCUGGCCACAUUUGUAAACAAAGAAAUGUUUCACCUUUUGUGUAGCACGACAAGCUAUACUUGAGUGUUUUGUAGAGUGUGGUAAAUCUCCCUCACACUGUGUUCUUUGAUUAAAUCUGAGCUAAUCUCUACUUCAUGAGCUGUUUUACAUCUCGAGGAUUACUGAAGGAAUCUGCUGAUUAGCCAGUUUUAUUAGACGUUUGGAUUUAAGCGGAUCUUUUCAUGUCUUUAUGAAUGGCAGCAAGUUUCCUGUUUAGGAAAGAAAGGCUUGAAAGCUCUGGUGUGCUGAUCCAGAGUGCCUGUGACAGAUGACGUCUAUAAAAAUGAAAUUAAGCUAAGUAUACGUACAAUUAGAGAGCAUGUCGAAAUAAUAGUGUAUGUUUGGGUUCAGGUGUUGUCAUGUGCAGCCGGCAGGUGGCGUUUCAAUAUAAAGUACAAUACACACACAUACAAGCAGGGAGUGGGCUUUUCAGCCUGGUUUUGUUAGGAUUAAAUGGCUUGAAUGGCCACCCGGCUGCAGUCACUGUCAUGGCAACGCAAUGAAUACAAGCUGGCGGUCACGCAGAGAGUCAAUAGUUGCUAAUUAGGAAUUAGCAGGAAUAGUUUGUUUGUAUUUGCAGUGGUACCUUGGUUCCAUUUUUUUUUUUUUACGGCGCCAUCUUGGCUCACACACCUAAGAUGAAACCUCACAUACUUGCAUGUGAUUGUGCAAGUAUUUUUUUUUCAUUUUCUACAUUACAUUUAUUUUUAUUGGCAUAUUUAUUGGUUCCAGAAUGUUUUUAGUUUGAUAUAAAUAUAUUUUACGUUUUUGCUAAUUGUGGUUGUAGCAGAAUAAUGUUUAUUUAUCAAUGUUCAAUUGGUGGUUUUGUGGGGUUUUUCUCCAACAAAACUAGGUAAAAGUGAUCUUAAAUGUUAAAUGUCCGUUCAUUUGUACAUUUUCUGCACAAAAAACUAUAAUUACUGUCUAUAAAAUGUGUUUUAUGUUAACAUUUUUGGGUUUCUGGAACGGAUUAAUUGAAUUGACAUUUUCUAUGUGAAAAUUUGCUUUGGUUAGAGUACGCUUUGGUUUGAGUUGGACCUUCUGGAAGGGAUUUGUGACGUUAACCAAGGCGCCCCUGUAAUUGAAGAAGGCAUGCAUGAAAAACUGGGAAAUAAACUAAAUGUCAUGUUCUGUGUUCUGCUCUGCUGCCCUCUGUCGUUUAUUUGUUGCAGCACAUCCCUGAACAUGACCCAGCCCUAAUUACACACACCUGCAGCUCAUUACCACCGGCCUACUUAAGCUCCAGCCAAACUCCAGACCGGUGCCAGAUUGUACUCCUUGACUCCUUGACAACCUGCUCCCUGUACCUGCUCCUUACCCUGCUCUCUGGCUCCCCGCUUACCUGUACCUACCUGCUAGCCCUUUGUGUGAUCUUCUCCUGUAAGGUUUGCCUGCAGUGUAUUUUUUGUUAUUUCUAGUUUUAUCCUAACAGCCUUUUGCUGUUAGUGUUUUUUGUUAUGGACUCUUACCUUGUUGGAUUUUCCUUAGUUGUACUUUGUAUUUUUGCUUUGGACUCUUUUGUAUAUUAAAUUGUUCUUUUGUACUUUCUGCCUCCCUUGU